UUGUAGCUUUCCGUCCUGAUGAAAAUAUCAAAGUGUGCAGUGUCCUUGUGUUGUAUCAGAGAGCGGAGGUGUCGCAGUCAGUGGCGGAGCAUCAGCGGGGCAGAGAGGGUAGACUGUCCGGCCUGGAGUGUCACUGUCGGGCUUCAGGAGGCACAAGUUUCCACCUCUGACUGACUGAUCCCCGGCUUGUGGAGCCGCUUUCUCCUUGGAUGACCUACACGCAACCUCUCGCAGGAGCAGCGGACGCCGGUUUAUUACAACUGAACACCUGCUGGUUAGGAGGUGCAGCGGAGUGCGUAUUAAUAUACAGCGGGCAACAAGUCAGGCGAGUCUCUUGCAGGCUUCAGGCCGACUCUGGAGCAGCUGACCCGGGGAGCAUAACAAGGCACGCUGCGAAUUUCUUUCUACCAUCGUGGCUGCGUCAGGAGGAGCGAGCAGAGACCUGGAAGUUGCAGAGUUGACAGUCAAUGUGUACACCUGAAAUUUGACGAGCCAGACAGGACUUUAAACACAGACAAGAAUAUCUUGGCGUUCACAUGAUGUACACAAUCACCAGAGGUCCCAGCAAACUUGUUACACAACGGAGGACAGGUCCCACACAACAAAUCGAGAGCAAAUUCAGCGACUUGAAGCUCAAGCCGACGUCUUGGCUCUCGUCAAACUCUCCGCCCCCAAAGAUUGUGUUCAAUCGUCUCAACGGGAAGCGCUACCACGGUGCAGCCACACAGAAGACUGCCACCCCGGCAGAGGGAUUCACUCCUGCACAUGAAGAGAACGUCAGAUUUGUGUAUGAAGCAUGGCAGGAGGUGGAGAAGAAGCUGGGGGAAGGGGACUGUGGGGAGUCAACUGACAGCCACGUGCCCAUUCAGUACACUGAAAAGACCCCAGGUGCUGCGAUGAAGAGUAAGUGACUGACUGUUCCCUUGCUACGUUAACACAGGUUAUAAAUCUGAUUACCAUACUAUUCUUCAAAGAACACAACAAAGUGAAUCCGCUGUCAUGAAAUCUAAUCUCACUACUCACAGUUUUAUUGCAUCCAGACAGAAAGUCCUCUUCCUGCUUUGUAACCUCCUGAACUUUGAGCCAGUAAUU
This is a messenger RNA of Plectropomus leopardus (leopard coralgrouper), 1092 nucleotides long. Lineage: Eukaryota; Metazoa; Chordata; Actinopteri; Perciformes; Serranidae. The record is from RefSeq and is a predicted model, not a curated record.